Messenger RNA from Oncorhynchus gorbuscha (pink salmon), 1269 nucleotides. RefSeq names its product zinc finger protein 501-like. The coding region runs from base 1 to 1200 and encodes 399 amino acids. The transcript is spliced from 3 exons. Gene Ontology annotation, molecular function: DNA-binding transcription factor activity, RNA polymerase II-specific; RNA polymerase II cis-regulatory region sequence-specific DNA binding. The record is from RefSeq and is a predicted model, not a curated record. NCBI's taxonomy places the organism in Eukaryota, Metazoa, Chordata, Actinopteri, Salmoniformes, Salmonidae. Gene Ontology annotation, cellular component: nucleus. Gene Ontology annotation, biological process: central nervous system development; regulation of transcription by RNA polymerase II.
AUGGCGACUGAAGAGGAGGAGGCAGAGACAGGAGAUCUGAUUAACACUGGAGAGAGACGGGACUACCGUGGAUCCUCUGGGGAGCCUCAACAACAUCAUGAUGCUGACGAGGCAGAGAAGAGUCUCUCCAGAUCGGAACACCUCAAGAAACCCCAGCGGAGAUCCACAGGGAAGAAGCCUCACCACUGCUCUGACUGUGGGAAGAGUUUCACCUCUUCAACAGAACUUAAAAUACACCACAGAAUCCAUACAGGAGAGAAACCUUAUAGCUGCACUGACUGUUUGAAGAGAUUUUCUCAACUAGGGAACCUGACAAAACACCAGUUGACACACACAGGAGAGAAACAUCACCACUGCUCUGACUGUGAGAGGGCCUUUUCAACAUCACAGCGUUUAAAGCUGCACCAGCGAACGCACACUGGAGAGAAGCCUUUCCACUGCUCAGACUGUGGGAAAAGCAUAACCUCCUCAAGUGAACUGAUUAUACACCAGCGAACACAUACAGGAGAGAGGCCAUAUGGCUGUGAUCAAUGCGGGAAGCGAUUCACUCAGUCAUCAAACCUGACUGUACACAAGAGAAUACACACUGGAGAGAAGCCUUAUCGCUGCUCCAACUGUGGAUUGAGCUUUACUACCUCAAGCUAUCUGAUAACACACCAGAGAACACAUACAGGAGAGAAGCCUUAUAGCUGUGAUCAAUGUGGGAAGAGUUUUACUCAGCCAAGUCACCUGAUUGUACACCAGAGAAUACACACAGGAGAAAAACCUUACCACUGCUCUGACUGUGGGAAGGGUUUUGUUAGAUCAUCACAUUUAAAAUCUCACCAGAGAACACACACAGGAGAGAAGCCUCACCACUGCUCUGAAUGUGGGAAGAGUUUUGCUUUAUUAGACAUACUGAUAGUACAUCAGAGAACCCACACUGGUGAAAAGCCUUACCACUGCCCAGACUGUGGGAAGAGAUGUACUACCUCAAGUAACCUGAUAUCACACAAGAGAACCCACACUGGAGAGAAACCUUACCACUGCUCUGACUGCGGGACGAGUUGUUCUACCUCAAGCAACCUGGCAGUACACCAGAGAACACACACUGGAGAGAAGCCUUAUGGCUGUGAUCAGUGUGACAAGAGAUACUCUCAUUCAAGUUCUCUGAUUAAACAUCAGAAAAUACACUCAGGAGUUCCACAGAGUGUAGAAUGAUCUCCAACACCAGACCUGGGUAGUAGAACACAAGAGUGUAGAAUGAUCUCCAACACCAGACCUGGGUAG